Molecule: messenger RNA, 17877 nt
Organism: Coregonus sp. 'balchen'
Lineage: Eukaryota; Metazoa; Chordata; Actinopteri; Salmoniformes; Salmonidae
Source: the annotation of a GenBank genome assembly
AUGGCUACAUCCACCGACUCAUUUUACCUGGGGUUUGAUUUCAGCACUCAACAAGUAGGUUCAGAUUAUAAUGCACGCUUUACGUCGUUGUGUUUGCAAUCUUGCCUAUACGCACGCGCGUAGACUUUGUGUAACACGGAAGAAGAGAUAAAACGAUGAAUCAGAGGCUACAAUUGAAGGCUCAUCUGGAACAUUUGACAUAGCAUAGGCCUACGGGUAGAUAGCCUUUCAAAUAACCCAUGUGUACCAUACUAUAUAAGCAAUAUUAUAAGAAGAUUUAGUGGUUCUGGCAUUCAUUCAUAAAUGAAAUACGCGUGACAUGUUUUCUCCUUUCAUUCCACUGGACUUCGGACUUAGCCUAGACAAACAUUGAAUUGCUUAUUUCAUAACAUUUAGCCAUUCUUCCUACUACAUCAGCUGCAAAGCAGCCACUUCUGUUGCCGUUCCUGACUCAACCCAUUUCCCCAAUGUUGUGUUCAGCUGAAGGUGGUUGCUGUUGAUGGGAACCUCAAUGUUGUCCACCAGGACAAUGUGCAGUUUGACAGUGAACUGCCAGAAUUCGGGUAACAACACAAAAUAAAAAAAUACACUCCAUAAUGUGUAGGAUGAUAAUUGUGUUGCCAACUGAUAAAUAGCUAUGUCCUACCGACUAUAGCAGCACAAUUCAAAGGCUGGUAAAUCCUACACCCUUGAUAGUAGGCUAGGCUACACAGUUUGGAAUUAGUCCAUGAAACUGACUUCUAUCUUUUCAUAUCUCCCCAGGACUCAGGGAGGGGUCCAUAUCCAUGCAGACAGGCUGACUGUCACUUCUCCUGUGCUCAUGUGGGUGAAGGUAGUCCACCAUGAAUACUUCACUACCUAUUAGUGCACUGCACAGUGAAUACUUCACUAGUAGCUCAGUAAUAGUACUAGUAGCUCAGUGGUCUGCUCACUCUCAAACCAUUACAUAGCUGAAGUCCAUAAGCUGUUAUUCCGUUGAGUUCAAAGGUAGGGCCUACAGCAAUAACAUCCCCAAAAGUGUUGUAACAAAUGCAUUACACUGCAUGAAACUGUAAGGUUGAUUAAACAAAUAUUAUUAAACUGCAGAUAAUUCUAAUUUUGGGAAGAUAUCGCUCUUUGUAACUACCUCCUCACUAAUAUCUUCAGCAGAAAAACGCAACGCUUUGAAUCAAAAGUCACCAAGAUCAGAUUCAAGAGCAAUCUAUGUGUAAUAGGGAUGCCAUUGGCAGAGUUGAGCGUGUUUUAGUCCUGUGUUUUUUAACUGAGCAAUUCCAUGGUGAUUUCCCAGGCACUUGACCUGAUCCUUGGCAAGAUGAAAAAUGCAGGCUUUGACUUCUCGCGUGUGAAAGCCCUAUCUGGGAGUGGCCAGGUGUGUGGACUAUUACUAGGACUCUAUUAUAGUGCUCCAUUGUGUAUUUUGAAUACAGUCAGGCAUCACAUGUAUUUCAUCAUUGUCCUGUUUUUACAGCAACAUGGCAGUGUGUAUUGGAGGAAAGGGACCAACCAAGUUCUCAGGGAUCUCCAUCCAGGAAAAACUUUGCACGAACUUCUGAAGGUAAGUGGUCCCAUACAUGGCAGUAGCAGGGAGAGAUUCUAGACUCUCUGGUUGUCCUUUCUGUCUAUCACUACAGCAGAGUAGAGUGCAUGUUUGCUAGUGACAUGCCAGAUAAAACAAUUAUCUCCAAUUUUUGACAGUCAACUUCAUCGUCCCAUAAAAUGGCAUUUAAUUUUGCACAUACAGUUCAGUAUCAGCAACAAAAACAAAUGACAUGCACCACUUGAUUUGAAAUACAGUGCCCUGUUUUUCUCAGAGUAUUGCUGUUGGCAAAUGUCAAAUAGGCGGUGUGUCCGCCUGGUUGAAAGUUAAUACAUGACCUUCCUUGUGUGGGUGAGAAGAAGAAAAAAAACCAUUUGCCACAGCCUUUGAUACAUUGCAGGCAUAGCCAACCCUAUAGCCCAAUGUUUGUUCAUUAAUCCAACAGUACAAUCAAACCCUGAGGAUUAUUCAGUCAUUACUAACCCGAAGGGCCUCCUUUUUACCUCAGUGAGUUUGCAAGUCUAAAAUGACCAUGAGAAGGCAUUUCUAUUAACAUUUUGUCUCAAAGCUGGUAGUCUCCUCCAAAGUUGUUCUUGUCUUUGAAUGCCUUGAUAUGUAUUUUUGGGGAAUUACAGUAGUUAGUUGAUUAGUAGUUGUUUUGAUUCAUUCAAACACUUUGUUUAUUGAAUAAAAUGUAGUUGUGCAUGUUCCACCUCUAUUAAGUAAUUCCAUGGGUUGCAAUAAAUAAGCUAGUUUCUUGUCAUCUGAUUUCUCAGUUGGUAUAUUGAUACUUUAUGUCUGUACUUUAUUUUGUGUCAACAGGGUGGUUUUGCUGUGUCAGAUAGUCCAGUAUGGAUGGACUCCAGCACUACAGAGCAGUGUCAGUACCUGGAGACAGCAGUAGGUGGCGCUCAGCGAGUUGCAGACAUCACAGGCUCCCGGGCCUAUGAGGUGAGGAAGACUCAGUUUCCUUGACUGGAUGGAUUUUUUUUUUUUUUUUAUUUUUUUUUUUUUUUUAGUCAUUUAGCAGACGCUCUUAUCCAGAGCGACUUACAGGAGCAAUUAGGGUUAAGUGCCUUGCUCAAGGGCACAUCGACAGAUUUUUCACCUAGUUGGCUCGGGGAUUAGAACCAUGGCACAAUUGGAUUGACACUUAUUUUACUCAUUGUUUACAAGUAACUUCAAUCAUACAUGUCUCCAAGUGAUAUGGACACAGUUAACACCUCUACACGUAUGUGGGGGAUGCAAUAUUUACUAAAGGCACUGACCUCUUUUUAUCUAUUCUAUAACAUUACCUUUCAGCGUUUCACUGGAAAUCAGAUUGCCAAGAUUUACAAGGCCAAACCAGAGAAGUACGAGGACACAGAGGUGAGGUGACAUGCCCAUUUUACUUGUCUGCUAUCACCAUUCCCCAUUGUCAUGUUAAAUCCAAUGAUUUAUGUACAGUACCAGUCAAAAGUUUAGACACACCUAAUCAUUCAAGGGUUUUUCUUAAUUUUUACUAUUUUUUUUUACAUUGUAGAAUAAUAGGGAAGACAUCAAAACUAUGAAAUAACACAUAUGGAAUCAUGUAGUAACCAGAAAAGUGUUAAACAAAUCAAAAUAUAUUUUUUAUUUCAGAUUCUUCAAAUAGCCACCAUUUGCCUCUUGGCAUUCUUUCAACCAGCUCCACCUGGAAUGCUUUUCCAACAGUCUUGAAGGAGUUCCCACAUAUGCUGAGCACUUGUUGGCUGCUUUUCCUUCACUCUGCCGUCCGGCUAAUCCCAAACCAUCUCAAUUGGGUUGAGGUCUGGGGAUUGUGGAGGCCAGGUCAUCUCAGGUCAUCUGAUGCAGCCCUCCAUCACUCUCCUUCUUGGUCAAAUAGCCCUUACACAGCCUGGAGGUGUGUUGGGUCAUUGUCCUGUUGAAAAACAAAUUAUAGUCCAGAUGGGAUGGCGUAUCGCUGCAGAAUGCUGUGGUAGCCAUGCUGGUUAAGUGUGCCUUGAAUUCUAAAUAAAUCACAGACAGUGUCACCAGCAAAGCACCCCCACACCAUAAUACCUCCUCCUCCAUGCUUUACGGUGGGAACUACACAUGCGGAGAUCAUCCGUUCACCCACAACGCGUCUCACAAAGACACCGCAGUUUGAACCAAAAAUCUCCACUGGUCUAAUUUCCACUGGUCUAAUGUCCAUUGCUCGUGUUUCUUGGCCCAAGCAGGUCUCUUCUUCUUAUUGGUGUCCUUUAGUAGUGGUUUCUUUGCAGCAAUUCAACCAUGAAGGCCUGAUUCACACAGUCCCCUCUGAACAGUUGAUGUUGAGAUGUGUCUGUUACUUGAACUCUGCAUUUAUUUGGGCUGCAAUUUCUGAGGCUGGUAACUCUAAUGAACUUAUCCUCUGCAGCAGAGGUAACUCUGGGUCUUCCAUUCCUGUGGUGGUCUUCAUGAGAGCCAGUUUCAUCAUAGAGCUUGAUGGUUUUUGCGACUGCACUUGAAGAAACUUUAAAAGUUCAUGAAAUUUUCCGGAUUGACUGACCUUCAUGUCUUAAAGUAAUGAUGGACUGUCGUUUCUCUUUGCUUAUUUGAGCUAUUCUUGCCAUAAUAUGGACUUGGUCUUUUACCAAAUAGGGCUAUCUUCUGUAUAUCACCCCUACCUUGUCACAACACAACUGAUUGGAUCAAACGCAUUAAGAAGGAAAUAAAUUCCACACCUGUUAAUUGAAAUGCAUUCCAGGUGACUACCUCAUGAAGCUGGUUGAGAGAAUGCCAAGAGUGUGCAAAGCUGUCAUCAAGGCAAAGGGUGGCUAUUUGAAGAAUCUCAAAUAUAAAAUAUAUUUUGAUUUGUUUAACAUUUUUUUUGGUUACUACAUGAUUCCAUAUGUGUUAUUUCAUAGUUUGAUGUCUUCACUAUUAUUCUACAAUGUAAAAAAUAGUACAAAUAAAGAAAAACCCUUGAAUGAGUAGGUGUGUCCAAACUUUUGACUGGUAGCGUACAUCAUUGGUUAAACUACUCUAGGUUGCAUAUCUGUAUGAAUUCAAUAAAUUAAGGUGAAUAGAGCUCUAAAAAUGGCAGAUAAAUUCUGCCCUCUUUGUGGAACAUACUCUGUGUUGUUUUAGUAGGAAAGAUCAAUAUGAUUUUAGAUGGAGUGUCACUAGUUCUGUAAAUGUCUGAAAUAUUUCCCCCCCUUCUUUUUUCGCUAUUCAUUUCAGAGAAUCUCAUUGGUCAGUAGCUUUGCUGCCUCUCUCUUCCUGGGCAACUAUGCAGCUAUUGAUUACAGUGACGGUAAGGUGCUAUUACUGAUGAUAAUGGUUAAUGAUGAUGUGUUAUCGGUAGCACUUUAUUGUAUGGUACAGAAAUUACUACACAAGAGUAAUCUAUGCUGAACUUUUUUGUUUCUCUUUGGGAUUUAUUAAAACAAACAUGAGUACUGUAGGUACAAUUUGUUAUCAGUUUAGUUACCACUUAGUACAAUAAUGUACCUAUUGGUAGCACAUAAUUUCAUAGUAAAUACCAGUGCAAAAAUUACCGUAAAAUAAAGUUAUUUAUAAUAUAACAUUUAAUUACAACUGUUAUGGGACAAAUACCUUGGGAGUGAAGAUCCUCCUUAAAUCCUUAAAAAGUUCACUGUUUCAGACCAUAUUACUUUACCCCAGCAUGCUUGAAACAUCACCUACUAUGGGAACACAACGGGUUAACUCUCCAAGUUGGCUUGAACUUAUCUUUGAUGUUUACUUCAUUACAAUGUUUUUACCUGGCAGAACCGUUCUUUUAAGGUCUGCUGGAUAACAAUCAUCAUUGUGUUUGUGCAAUAGGGUUGCCAAGGGAUUUUUCUCCAUAUGUUAUCAGUAGCACUGAAACCAUGUUGACAUUGUAAUCAAGUCGUGUAGUCAGUUUUUUGCCUGUUUUUCGUUACAAUAUACAGAAGGGCAAGAUGAGGGAAAUGUCUUGUUUAUCAUACAGGAAGAUUACAGUAGUUGUGGCAAUUUGCGCAUGACAUUCUAGUCUAUCUGUCCCUGCUCGAUGAGCACAGAAACUUGUGCAAGGCAGAGUGUAUUUAAUAUUCCUACACAAUGAUAUCUGGCAUAUACAUAGGAGAAGUAUACCACAGUGCUGUGAUAACAUACAUUACAGUUUAUGAAUAACAUAAAUUCAUAUUCAGAUUAGUGAGAUUGGACUUGGUUAAUAAAAACAUUUAUAAUAAGACAAUUAAAAUGUUUAUAAAUAUAUAGAAAUAAUGAAAUACUUGCCAAGAUGUAUUAAUUAUUUUUAAUGAAUGUCAUUAUUAAGGGUUACCCAAACAUUUGGUACACUCGGUUCCGUGAUCCGCAUUCUAAUAAAAUUGUCCUGCAUUGAUGUGCACUGUAUAUUCUAUUAUUCUAUGUUCUUUGGAAAUGCUUGAUCAGUCGUUCUGAUUCGUGACAUGUCCAUUCUUCUCCUUUAUUAAGGUUCAGGGAUGAAUUUGAUGGACAUAUUCAGCAAACAGUGGGCGGACUCCUGUCUGGAGGCUACUGCUCCUCACCUGGAGGAGAGGCUGGGAGCCCCUGUGCCAUCUUCAGCUGUCUUGGUGAGAUACUCCUAUAUACAGUAUCAUGGUUCUUUUUUUGUGUCUAUUCUCCUGGUUGGGCAACUGAUAAGGAAUGCAAAUCAACUUUUGACUUUUGAAUGGGCUGUGAUUUCAUCUCACAUGGAAGGUUGUUUUACAUUUUCAUUGUAAAAUAAGUCAGUUUUUAGUGAAUUCUUCAGUUGCAAGUCCUUGGGUCAGGUCAUGUAGGCUACAAAAUAUGCAUCAUAUCACCUCAUAUUCAAAUGUUUGUAUUUGAAGAGUUUUAGGCCAGCCUGAGGUCUCUGGCAAUAAUUGGAUAAAGAACUGGGGCCAUCAAGGCUUUCGUUCCCAGCUCCACAUGUGUGUCUUUAGAUCCUAGUAACACUUAAACUGCCGGGCCUCACUACCCCCUGUACUACGCCAAUGAACAGCCAUUUUGACUGCAACAUUCUAACAGUCUUAACAGUUGAGUGGCGCAGGGGUCUAAGGCACUGCAUCGCAGUGCUAGCUGUGCCAAUAGAGAUCCUGGUUCGAGUCCAGGCUCUGUGGCAGCUGGCUGCGACCGGGAGACCCAUGGGCGGCGCACAAUUGGUCCAGCAUCUUCCAAGGUAGGGGAGGGUUUGGCCGGCAGGGAUGUGGGUUCGUUUCCCACGGGGGUCCAGUAUGAAAAAUAAAAAUAAAAAUACAUGUAUGCAUUCACUAACUGUAAGUCGCUCUGGAUAAGAGCGUCUGCUAAAUUACUAAAAUGUCAAAUAUGCUAUCGGAAAAAGUAUCCUUUGGUUGUGUUUAUGAAGGUCUUGUGUAACAUUAGAAUACAGAUUUUUUUUAGAUCAAAGAACAAAAGCAUUUUCAUUAGUUUAUGUUACUGUAGGCGUUCUGCUACUGCGUGCUCACGUGUGGCGCGCACAGGAACAGCAGUUAUUCUUGGGGAAAUAGAUAUUUGGAAAUAGAGCUAAUCUCUUCAAUUUUUUUAGUUAUUUGGCAAAGGAAAGUGUUUUGGAAACCUCAGAAUCUGCUCUUUUUGAUACUAUAUCGAAAUCAAAACAUCUUACCUGCAUGUGACUCUGUUGGAGUAUUUGAAAAAGUAACUUAUUUUGCGCUCCCUGAAAAAAAUUAAAUGUCCUCUUAAAACUGCUUAUAACUAAUUAUGUUCAUGAUAUAAUGGCAGCCAUAUUGGUCAGGGAGAAAUCCAAAUCAGUCUAAUUGGAAUGAAUGCCAGUAGAGAUAUUAUCCUGAUUUUACUUAUUCAAUAAAAUACAAGUAAGGCAUGUGAUGUAUAGCUCUGGAUAAGAGUGUCUGCUAAAUGACGUAAAUGUAUCAGAAAUUGUGUAAUAUAAUUAUUGUCAACCUAAAAUAUUGUCAUAUAAUUAUAAAUACAGUUUAUACGGGUUUUAUACAAAUGUUCUGUAUAUAUAGCCUUAAAAUAUAUGUAAACAGACCAUAAAUGUUUCAAUUAAAAUGUUUGGGAAAGUUGUGAGUACUAUUAUAUGAUACAAUAUCAGUACUUGUUGCAUUUACAACUUGUCUAAGUCCUAUCAUCAACUGAUUUUAGCCAGUGUGUGGCUGUGGAUUGACUGCAUUGUUUGAAUGGAAUGUUGGCAUAUUGGCAUUUAAUUUGAACAAUUAAUAGAAUAAUUGCUCUAAAACUGGUUGCUAGCUAGCUAACAAACAUAGAUGUGGUAAAGAGGUCAAUCCAACUCGACCAAAACAAUGGAAUUGCCAUGGAAACGUAUGGGGGAUAGGGCCAUGGGGGAAAGAUCCCGAGUCUCCUCAUUGCCAUCCAGCAAAAUGUUCCCACAUUUAGACUAUUGUUUAUAUGUGUAUUUCAUGUUGAGGUAAGAAUCGGAGUAUAAUGCUUGUAUGGAUGUCAACCCCAACACAUUUUCAUGUCAUCAUUACCAAUCAACUGCAUUACUUCUUCAAAACUUGAAAAGGGACAUUUUCUACGUUAGGCAGCAAAAACAGCCAAAUAUAUCCAAAUCGGACUUACAGUGCCUUGCAAAAGUAUUCAUACCCCUUGGUGUUUUUCCUAUUUUGUUGCAUUACAACCUGUAAUUUAAAUGGAGUUUUAUUUGGAUUACAUGUAAUGGACAUACAGAAAAUAGUCAAAAUUGGUGAAGUGACAUUAAAAAAAUAACUUGCAUAUGUAUUUCACCCCCUUUUCUAUGAAGCCCCUAAAUAAGAUCUGGUGCAACCAAUUACCUUCAGAAGUCACAUAAUUAGUUAAAUAAAGUCCACCUGUGUGCAAUCUAAGUGUCACAUGAUCUGUCACAUGAUCUCAGUAUAUAUACACCUGUUAUGAAAGGCCCCAGAGUCUGCAACACCACUAAGGAAGCGGCACCAUGAAGACCAAGGAGCUCUCCAAACAGGUCAGGGACAAAGUUGUGGAGAAGUACAGAUCAGGGUUGGGUUAUAAAAAAAUAUCUGAAACUUUGAACAUCCUUACGGAGCACCAUUAAAUCCAUUAUUAAAAAAUGGAAAGAAUAUGGCACCACAAUAAACCUGCCAACAGAGGGCUGCCCACCAAAACUCACGGACCAGGCAAGGAGGGUAUUAAUCAGAGAGGCAACAAAGAGACCAAAGAUAACCCUGAAGGAGCUGCAAAGCUCCACAGCGGAGAUUGGAGUAUCUGUCCAUAGGACCACUUUAAGCCGUACACUCCACAGGGCUGGGCUUUACGGAAGAGUGGCCAGAAAAAAGCCAUUGCUUAAAGAAUAAAUAAGUGAACACGUUUGGUGUUCGCCAAAAGUAAUGUGAAUAGUUAAGUUUAAUGUUUUUUUGUCUUCUUUCAUGUUUGUUUCACAAGAAAAAAAUAUUUUGCAUCUUCAAAGUGGUAGGCAUGUUGUGUAAAUCAAAUGAUACAACCCCCCAAAAAAUCAAUUUUAAUUCCAGGUUGUAAGGCAACAAAAUAGCAAAAAUGCCAAGGGGGUGAAUAAUUUCGCAAGCCAAUGUAAGUAACCACAUUGUGGGCCUGUUACAAUGCAUAAAUCAUGACGGAUUUGACGAAUAUCUACUUUGUUAGAUCAGAUUUGUUGAAUGUGUGCCAAUCUGGUCAAUGGAACAUCUGCGUUUACCACAUCUAUACCAUGCAGAUAAAUGGCUGACCUUUAUCCCAUCUUAAGAAGGUUCAUUUCUAUUCUAGUAUUUUCAUUCCUAGUUCUGUGUUAAAUAGACUUAUUUAGGAAAAGUCAAGGACUGAAGGGGGGCAUGAAAUUGCUGUGCACAAUCUCCAUAGGAAAUGCUGAUGACUGCUGAACUGCUAAAGCUAACGUUGGACUGUUCACAGCUCUUUAUUCCUCAUCCUCUUCUAUAAACCCUAACCUCACCUGGUUCCCCUCCACAGGGCCUGCUCUCUCCUUACUAUGUCACUCGUUACGGCUUCCCAGAGGACUGCAAAGUGGUGGCAUUCACUGGGGACAACCCAGGUAAGAGCUUUGUCAUGCUCUGAUGCUGUCUUUGUCAGGGGCCUCUGUUUUUAUAUUUUCCGUCAUUUGGCCACUGGGUGGCAGUAGCACUGUACUGACUGCAUUGAUCUGCUCCAGUGAUCCUCCUCAGCGCCUCCACUCCUAUCCUACACAUGGAUGUUGUGUAGAUUCUAAUGAGAGUGCAUGGCGGCGGUGGUCACAUGUUCGCCCUCCUCCCAGGCAGCUUGAUAUUAACCCGAAGCAAGCAGCACUGGCUAACAGGGAUAGUUUGGGAUUUUGGCAAUGAAGGCCUUAAUAUACUUCCCCAGAGUCAAAGGAACUCGUGGAUACCAUUUUUUACGUCUCUGCGUUCAUUAUGAAGGAAGUUAGAGGUAGUUAGACAAUGCUAACUAGCUUAGCACAAAGACUGGAAGUCUUUUGGUACAGCUCAUUGCCAAAAUCCCAAACUAUCCCUUUAAGACUAUGGCCAUGGCGCUUGUGCUGUCCGUGUCUGUAGACCAGGGUUCUUCAAUUCCGGUCCUGGAGGGCCGAAACACCUCUGUUUUUCAUCCUCUUCUUCUAAUCAGGGGCUAAUUCAGACCUGGGACACCAGGUGAGGUCAAUUCACUACCAGGUAGAAAUAAAAAACAGAAGUGUUUCGGCCCUCCAGGAUCGGAAUUUAAGAACCCUGCUGUAGGCUAUAGGUGGUGACUCUGCGCUUUUUCAGUUAAAUGCAGCGGCGGCGGCCAGCUGAACGUAAACACCGAGUGACUUUGACACAGGCUUCAGACCGCUCUCCCCUCCGAACUGUCCGCUAGCCCACUCAGCAGUGUCAUCUGCAUAAAAGGGGCUUUACGACCAAUAUAAAGGCGCGCGACGCCCAGACAGCGGUUGUGUGAGGGAGUCUGGCACAGUCGAUUGAGAUUGAGCUCAUUCAGCGCAGCUCGUUUUGAGCAGACAAACAAUAACUAAUGGACUAAUUGAUACCGUUGUGAAAUUGCCUGGAUAUAAUGAAAUAUUAUCCAUGGUGUGAUACAGUAGAUGAAGUGGAGGCAGGAUACAUAAGGAGUUGGUUAUGAAUGCAUAGAUUUAACAGUGAGAUGGCUGUCUUCUAAUUUAUACUAGUUGAUCAUUGUAAUAAUUGAUUAGGCAAGUUGAUCAGGGCUUAUGCUAUGAUUUGAAUAGCCAUGGUGCAUUCAGGAAUUUAAUUCAAAUUAUUUGUCGAUUUUAUAUGUAGAUAAGAGUAUCAUUAAUAGUUAUCAUGUAUGCAAAAAACUCACUUGAAUUCAUUUUCUGAGAUAUGAAGGGACAGAAGUAUUGAGGUCAUCUAGAUGUCCAUGUCUGCUGUGUCUUGCCUAAACAAGCACUCAUAUUUUCAUCCAGAUUUGAGCUGAUUUAGUAGCUCAGGAAGGUAUAUGGAUUGUAUUUAUUCUACACACUAAUACAUAAAGAUGUCGACUUAUCAAUAUAUUUAUACUACUACAUUCCAAUUAAUCAUCGCAGCAAACCAUUUUUUAAGGUCAAUGACAGAUAUGAAAUUCUCAAAAUUAUUCUUAAGCUUCAGACUCGAACGCCGGUGAAGAAUUGGAAUGAGAAUCCAGUCUGAGGGCCAUUUUUCUUGGGACUGUCGUCCUUUCAGGGGCCUGCGUGUGUAUGCGUCCCAGCAUGGGAAAGAUUGAUUUAACACUGUCUGCAAGGUCACCAAGAAAUCCAAUAGACUGAAAUUAAUAAAUCUUUCCACCAGGUCCGCCCUCUGAAGCCCCCAAAAUUAAAACAUGUAAAAGAUCUGCCCAGCAACUCCCAACUCAACAGCACAGAGUUAGGACUUGUUAUGGGCAAUACCUGUAUACUUUGUUAUGGGCCAUACCGGUAUACCUUGUUAUGGGCCAUACCUGUAUACCAUACAGAACAAUGAGAAUAUACAGUAUAUACACCCCAUAGGAUAACCCUUUUUCGUUCCAGGUAGAACUCUUUUGGGUUCCAUGUAGAACCCUCGGUCGAAAGGGUUCUACAUGGAACCCAAAAGGGGAUCUACCUGGAACCAAAAUGGUUCUACAUGGAACCAAAAGGGGUUCUUCAAAGGGUUUUCCUAUGGGGACAGCCGAAGAACCUGUUUUGGUUUCAGAUUGCACCUUUUUUCUAAGAGUGUACCUUGGGUAACCUUAGGUCACAGUCUGUGGAUGAAAUUGAAAUUAAACGUCUCUACAGUACUGUAUGUUCAGUGACUCAAGUAGAUCUGAGAGAGUCUAUGUUGUGUCUUUGUUGUGCAGACACAUCCCAUUUUAAAGGACCAAGGCAAGAGAGAUGAAUGGAACAUGGGCUAAAGGGAACUAGACUUUCUCACUGGCUUUCAAUCUUUAAUUAGUGUGUUUCAGGUCUGAUUGCUGUUUUCAUUUCUUAUUCCAGGGUCCCUGGCUGGGAUGAGGCUACAGGAAGGAGACAUAGCCGUAAGACCUUUCACCUUUCUUUCUGCACAAGCACAAUACAUCAUAUCAUAGCCAAUUAAAGGGCAUAGGGCUCAAAUGUUAUCAAGUUGCAGUUCAGUGCUUAGAGGUUGUACAGAACUUUUUCUUCUGAGGCUACUCAGAAAUUACCUCAUUGGACACAGGGGCACACCUCCCCAGACCCAUGAGCAAGGAUGUUGUGGUUUUAGGAGAUAAGAAAUUGAUUAAUAUUAUUGAGGUGAACAAUUAGCAACUAAACUUCCGUACAGCCUCUUUAGCUGCAGCAGUAGAGUAAUGUGAUGCAGGGAAGCCAUGUUAAGGACCACAUGGAGGUUCAAUGCCAUUAAAUCAUUCAUGCCAAGAGGUCCGCCGUCGUCCGACGAGCAGCAAUAUCAAGUUGUUUUCAUCAUCAAACGGAACACUUGGUGGAAUCAACGCAUUAAAAGCAUUACAGUGCUCACUUUGAACUUUGCCUAAAUGAGGGAUCACACAUUUUUUGAGAUGUGCUUUGACUACCGGCUUCCAAAUCACUUCAGCGACCUUCAACCAAAUAUAAUUAAUUUACUCUAAUCAGAUUUUAUUUUGCAUGUCUUCACUUAAAGACUCAGUGCAGUCAAAAAUGUGAUUUUCCUGUGUUUUAUAUAUAUUUCCACACUAUGAGGUUGGAAUAAUACUGUGAAAUUGUGAAAAUGAUGAUAAUGCCCUUUUAGUGUAAAAGCAGUUUGAAAAGAGCACCUGAAAUUUCAGCCAGUGUGAUGGAGUUUUGGCCUGUCUGGUGACAUCACCAGGUGGUAAAUUAGUUAAUAGACCAAUAAGAAAAAGAGUUCCAAACCUCUAAUAACAGUAACAGCUAGUUUUCAGUUUUUCCCUCCCCACUCAGAUCACUCCCAGACAGUCCUAGCAAAAUUAUUGCUUGAGAAAUUGCUCUUUGCUAAGAAGCUACCCACUGGGCAAAAACUGGUUGAAUCAACGUUGUUUCCACGUCAUUUCAACCAAAAAAUGAAAUGUGAUGAUGUUGAAUCAAUGUGGAAAACUGAUUUGAUUUGAAAAAAGUCCUCAACGUCAUAGCCACGGGAAGUAGGGGUGCUGAGGGUGCUACAGCACCCCCUGAUCAAUCACAAUAAAAAAAAUAUGAAUAAUACAAAUAUUAUUAGGAUUGUUGUUGAAUUUUUUAAACCAAAUUAUUGAACUUGGCCUUUAAAGAUCCACUAUGCAGAAAUCGCUUUGCCAAUUCCUGGUUGCAAUUUUUUUUAUAGUUCGCCUAAUUUCAGUUUGUGACAAAACAAGCAAGUAUAGUGUACAGAAUCAUUGUACCAUCUAAACCGUUGUGAAAUAUAACUUCUAAAAAUACUGUAUUUUCAGCUGUUUGAAACUGGUGUUCAAAACCGAAAGUAAAAGACUUAAGCACAGGAAGCAUAGAAAUAGCGCACAUGGAACUGAUGUACUGCUUCUUAGACUUGCUUUCAAUGAGAAUGACAGAUCUAUAACGCACAUUUCUAUGUGAACUUGGUUGGAUUGGCCAAAAAGUUACAUAUUUCAGCGUUAAUAUUCCUGUAUGAGCAGACAAAGAUACUGGUCAGCAGAGCGGGGAGAAAUGCCUGGCACCUACUACCAUACCCUGUUCAAAGGCACUUAAAUAUUUUGUCUUGCCCAUUCACCCUCUGAAUGGCACACGUACUCAAUCAAUGUCCCAAUUGUCUCGAGGCUUAAAAAUCCUUCCUUAACUGUCUCCUCCCCUUCAUCUACAUUGAUUUGAAGUGGAUUUAACAAGUGACAUCAAAAAGGGAUCAUAGCAUUCACCUGGUCAUUCUAUGUCAUGGAAAGAGCAGGUGUUCCUAAUGUUUUGUACACUCAGUGUAUAUGUUGUAUAAGUGGUUAUAUAAGUUAUUCCUCCUACCGUCUUCCUAUCUUCCUCACUCCCAGGUGAGUCUUGGCACUAGCGACACAGUCUUCCUGUGGAUCAAAGAGCCGAGACCCACAGUGGAAGGACACAUCUUCUGCAACCCAGUGGACUGCCACUCCUAUAUGGCUUUGAUAUGGUAAAUACUUCCCACACUACCCCCACAUCUUCAGAAACAAAGUAGUUCCCCCGCAGUUCACAAUAGAAUGGUAUAUAUUUAACAUAUGGCGUAGAAGCGCCACAUUCCGUCACAAUAGAUCUAGAGCCAAUACGCUCUGAGAACUUACAUAAGCAGACACGGUAUGGCUUUGCAGAAACAGACCGUGGAUGUUGCAGUAGGUCUAUAGACUAGGGUUUAGACUAAGCCUAUAGACUCAGUUUUCUUAGUGAAGUAUACUUUAUUGAAAAACGUAGCUCUUUCUCUGAGUCAUUCAGGUACAUGGUACAUGACAAAGAUUGUUUCCACUGUACUACAACUGAUCUGGUGAUAAAAGCAUCUUCUAAAUGGCAUAGAUGUACUGAAUGUAGUGAACAAGGUUAUUAUAGUAAACUACAAUUUGAAAAACUAAAACUAUACUGAAACUAUUAUCUAAAAUAAAACAAAAAACAAAAACCAUCAUGAAUUAUGUUCAGUUUGACAUUUUUGGCAUGCAAAAAUCAAAUGGGCUUUUCAAUGGGCUUUUCAAACUUCUGAGAUUGACUUUUCAUUUAAAGGUAGACUCAGUGAGAUGACAUGUUUGAGUGGUAAGGCUAAAGCAACCGACUGUAGACGAAAGGCGAGGAGGAAGGUCGGGGGACAGCUGAAAGUCAGACACUACUGUGGUUUUCCAACAGCAAGGCUCAGAUGAACAUGGCAUAUCACACACUCACAAACUGAAAUCAUAAUAUAAUAUUAUGUGUGUACAUUGUACAAUCAAUUAGUAAGAGAUCCUCAAAUAUCAAAUGUAUUUGUAUAUAUCCACUGUACACAUAAAUCACGGCAAACAAAAACACCCUAAUGACUGGUUGACCAUCGAGCCUCACAAUGCAGGUGAUGGCUGCAGGAUGAAGUUGGUUUGCAGAAACUUCAUUUUUGUAAAAAAAAACAUGUAGUCAACAUGUAGGUGCAAGUCAGACAAUUUUUAUCCCCAGAAUGCAACGCACUUUGAAAGCAAGACUUUGGUCUCACACAGUCACACAGAGUGUCUGCACAUGUGCACUUCACUCCGCUUCAACGUGGUAGCUACGGGACCAAAACAGCAGAGACGUUUAGCCUCACGCUUCAACACUCCUGAUUGCUGCGGAAAUUUACCCACUAUUACAGUUUACUUCGUGCAUCUACGUCAUCUCUCUGAGUCUACCUUUAAAGCUAACCUAACCUAUGAUCUGACCCAUCACCUUUACUACCCCACAGUGGCAAGAAGUGACAUCCCAAAAACACAACAACUAUACAACACAUAAAUGUCUCCUAGCCUCCCACGCUUCUUUCUGUCCGUAACACUAAACUAAAACUGAAAUGAAAUAAUAUAAAAAUACUUAAACUAAAUAAAAACUAGUAAAGUGGAUCUGAAAACGAAAUCAUAAAAUCACAAAAUGAAUAGAAAAAAAAAAGUAUAUAAAAACACGAAACUGUAAUUACCUUGGUACCUAAUGCUUACGAUCGAUAUGUGGCAUUGACAUUUAAUUGAAUUCCUUGAGACUUUGUUGAACUAUAACUGCGUCACAUACAGUCCUGCACAAACUUGCCACUUGUCAUUGUGCCACUGGUAACCUUGCACAAGCACACACACAGACAGACACACACACACACACACACACACACACCAAGUGACAUUGACAACUUUUACUAAUCAUUAUCUUCUGUCUGUAUGAAUCCUGUUCCAUAAUGGUUUAAUCUAUGGUAAAAUAGAGUAUUAUAAAAUAAGUGGUUUUAAUCAUAAUAGCUGAUACACAAAGGAGAUUAAAAUUGGGACGGACGCUCAGGCUUUUACUGUAGAUGGCUUGCUUUGAAUUCAAUUAUACUAAAUGGUGGUAUGUCAGCCCAGGUAAAUGUGUGUGCGUGCGUGUGUGUAUAUGUGUACGUGUGCCUCCUGCCAGCUAUAAGAAUGGCUCCCUGACCAGAGAGAGGAUCAGAAACAAGUGUGCUGGAGGGUCAUGGGAAGUCUUCUCUUCGGUCCUGAGGUCUACACCAAUAGGGAACGAUGGGAACAUAGGUGAUGAUGUCAAACAUGCUGUAUCUAUUGACAGAUUUGUUUUAGUCAUUAAGUUGGAUUGAUUUAGACUGUAGGCCGCAGAUUUAUUCAGAUAAAGGCAUGGCUUUCAGAUAACUGCUUGAUUUUUUUGAUGUGACUGUUCUCAAUGGGCUGGCAUCUAACAUGUUCUCUCCCAGGGAUUUAUUUUGAUACCAUGGAAAUCACGCCGUCUGCAGUUGGAGUUCACAGAUUUGACAAAGAAAAUACAAAGGUCAGUGACUCACUGAAGGAAGUGAAAUUAUGGAUGGGAUUCUAUUUGCAUUUCAAACGAAAAACUGGAAAUGGUAGUUCUCUGUGUUGUUUCCAUCUAAAUGAAAAGAUGUACGAGCGCAUAAGUAAUUCAUAAGUAAUAGAGUAAUGCAUGUCAUUGUUUAUUGACCGAUGUUUUAUAAUGUUUUAUUGACCAAUUAAUGGUUUCAAAACAGCAACGAAGUAACUGGAGCCGUUGUCAGAGACACACAAUGAUAAGUCACGCGAGGCUACAGUAGCUCUGUCAACCGCUUUUCCUUAUCCUUGUGAACUCCUUCAACGGGGCGGUGAAGCUGGAGGAUUACGAGACGUCACACAGGGUGAUGUGAGGAGAGAGGUCAGACGGGGUGGGGACUUAGCCCGGUGGGAAUGAGGCUCUCCACUCCCCCAGUCAAAGAAAGUUCUGUAAGGGCAGGAAUCUCCCCUCUACUCCCGUUGCCGGCGUUCCCAAAGCCUCUCUUUGUGUUCCCAUUCCCUGUCGUCCCGCUCAGGUAGCCGGUUUCUCCGCCCAGGGGGAAAUCCGAGCCCUGGUUGAGGGACAGUUCCUGGCAAAGAGGGUCCACGCCGAAAAGCUGGGUUAUAAGAUCAGUGAGUGGGUGCCAUUUCUUUCUCCUCUUUCUCGCACUCUUUUUUGCUUCCCUCCCAACUCAUUAUUGUACCUUGACUUUCUCUCUCUCUUUUCUUAUCUUCUACUCGCUCUUUCUUUUUUUACUCUUUCUUUCCCUGGCAUUUCCUUAAUCUAUCUUCUCUUCAUCUCUCUCUCUCUCUAACUCACACUCUCUCUCACACUCUCUCUCACACACACACACACACACACCUAUAUCUGUCCCUCUCUCUCCACAGUGGUCAGUAUCAGCAGUCUAUUAGCAUAGUGUCUGGAUGCAGUUUCACUCAAACACCCCCGGAAGGGAACAGAAUGCCUCAAAGAUAUGGAAGCAUGAGGACUGAAUAGCCUGCCCCUCGCACUCACUUAUCACAGCUAUUUGGAAGACUCAAUUUUGGCUCUAUAUUGGUCCAGAAUAUUAGUGAUUAAUCAAAGGCUGUGAUUUUGCCUUGAGGACCUCGUAUCGAGCGGCAGAUAGUUUUUUUUAUUCCCCCGUAGAAGUCCAUUAUUGCAGUCAAAUUUGCUGAAGGAGAAAAAUAACAGUAUAAUAUUGUGAUCCGUGAUGAUAUUGCUACUAACUGCUACUGUAUGGAUCUUGACAGUUGACGCUAGUUCAAUUAAAGCACCAUUGACUACUGCCAAGGCUGAGUAUUUUAAAUUGGUCCAUGAGGGAUCUGUUUGUCUGCUGUCUUCAUACAUAGCGAGCAGUUUGGUCCAUCUGUCAUCAUUGGACAUGUUAUAGCCUAUGUACUGUAUAUGUAAUGUAGUCUAAUGCGUUUCCAUGUUCCUGAGUCACUCUGAAUGCAUAGCAAUGACAAGUCAGGAUUGGUUGAAUGCUGGUUGUACGGAGUCAUCUGAAACACUGAAUCACUCUGGGCCACAUUGCUAUGUCUCAAUGCAGCCUUUCAAUUCAAAACCAUUGCAAAAUGAAAUGCUCAAAUGUAGCCUUUUCCCAGAGAGUUUCAAGAGCCGGGGUCUACCGGGUUAG